Amaranthus tricolor (Joseph's coat) is the source of this 2201-nucleotide messenger RNA. Its product is annotated as glutamyl-tRNA reductase 1, chloroplastic-like. Gene Ontology annotation, molecular function: NADP binding; glutamyl-tRNA reductase (NADP+) activity. The transcript is spliced from 3 exons. Bases 260 to 1870 code for a protein of 536 amino acids. Lineage: Eukaryota; Viridiplantae; Streptophyta; Magnoliopsida; Caryophyllales; Amaranthaceae. The record is from RefSeq and is a predicted model, not a curated record. Gene Ontology annotation, biological process: tetrapyrrole biosynthetic process.
AAAAAGAGUAAUCGUGUGGAUAAAACGUGUAAAGAAGAGACCAAUAGGAAAGCAGAGUUACCAAAUCUACAUAACCGGCCAUCAUCUCCUAAUCCCCAAACCCAUAAAUAAAAUUAAAAUAUAAAUAAAUUUCUGCUCUUAUUUCUCUCUCUAAAAAUUCUCUCUUCUUAUACAUUACAUCCUCAACCAUACCACAAGCCUUCUCUCUCUUGUUUAUCUCUCCUAGGGCUCACAUUCAAACUUUUCUUGAAGGUCUUCAAUGGCGGUAUCUAGUGGUUUAUCCACCACAUAUGCUUUGGAGACUCUUAUUCAUGGCGGCACCAAUUCUUCCUCUUUGAUUAAGGUUUUUGGCAGGAAUCAUCGCCAUGGCUAUCUCAAUUUUAAGCGGUCGUUUGUGAGCCCUAGGUGCGAUGCUUCCUCUUCUGGUUCUGCUUCAGAUUCUGUCCGCUCUUCUAGUAUUUCUGCUCUUGAACAGCUCAAAACCUCUGCCGCUGAUCGGUACACAAAAGAGAGGAGCAGCAUUGUGGUUAUUGGUCUCAGUAUUCAUACUUGUCCUGUAGAAAUGCGGGAGAAGCUUGCCAUCCCUGAAGCUGAGUGGCCACGAGCAAUCGAAGAAUUAUGCAACUUAAACCAUAUUGAAGAAGCUGCUGUCCUUAGCACUUGCAAUAGGAUGGAGAUAUAUGUUGUUGCUUUGUCUCAGCAUCGUGGAGUUAAGGAGGUCACUGAAUGGAUGUCCAAGACCAGUGGGGUCCCUGUGUCAGAGAUCUGCCAGCACAGAUUUUUGCUGUACAACAGUGAAGCUACUCAACACAUCUUUGAAGUAUCAGCAGGCCUGGAUUCUUUGGUAUUGGGAGAAGGUCAGAUUCUUGCACAAGUCAAACAGGUUGUUACAGUUGGUCAGAAAAUUGAUGGCUUUGGGAGGAACAUUAGUGGGUUGUUCAAACAUGCUAUCUCCGUUGGCAAACGUGUAAGAACUGAGACAAGCAUUUCAGCUGGAGCCGUUUCUGUAAGUUCAGCUGCUGUUGAGCUGGCCUUGAUGAAACUUCCUGAAGCUUCCCACGCGAGUGCUAGAAUGUUGGUGAUUGGGGCUGGUAAAAUGGGCAAGCUUGUGAUUAAGCACUUGGUAGCGAAAGGAUGCACAAAGAUGGUGGUGGUUAACCGGAGUGAGGAGAGAGUUGCUGCUAUUCGUGUUGAAAUGCCUGAUGUACAAAUCAUCUACAAACCUCUCCCUGAAAUGCUAGCCUGUGCUGCUGAAGCUGAUGUUAUCUUCACAAGCACAGCCUCAGAGAGUCUGCUAUUUAAGAAAGAGAAUGUACAGGCUCUCCCCCCAGUCGGUUCAGGAGUGGGUGGUGUUAGGCGUUUUAUCGAUAUUUCCGUCCCAAGGAAUGUCGGAUCAUGCAUUUCUGAACUUGAAAACGCGAAAGUAUAUAACGUUGAUGAUCUCAAGGAAGUUGUAGCUGCUAAUAAGGAGGAUCGUUUAAGGAAAGCAAUGGAAGCUCAGGCUAUCAUCACAGAAGAAAUCAAAGAGUUUGAAGCCUGGAGGGAUUCUUUGGAAACAGUCCCUACAAUAAAAAAAUUAAGGGCAUACGCUGAGAGACUCAGAGUCGCAGAGCUUGAAAAAUGUUUAUCAAAGAUGAAUCCCGAUCUUUCAAAGAAAGAUAAGAGAGCCGUUGAUGAUCUUAGUCGGGGGAUUUUAAACAAGCUUCUGCACGGUCCAAUGCAGCACCUUCGAUGUGAUGAGAGUGAAGGUCGAACUCUGAACGAGACUAUCGAGAAUAUGCACGCAUUGAAUAGAAUGUUUAGUCUGGAAACCGAUGUCUCUCUAUUGGAGCAGAAAGUUCGAGCUAAGCUGGAUCAAAUCCAAAAGUAACGUGCUGUGUAGAAAUUCCUAUCAGAAUGCUUCAAUCUCACAUUUCAGAAUAAGAGAAGAGUAUGAGAAAUAUCAAUAUUCAAUAUGUAAUCAGGAAGGAAACCCAAAGGUGUCUUUAAAUUCAUUGAUUUAUGAUGCUCACUUCUUUUAACAUUGAAGUUGGAUUUCUUGCAACUGUGUAUGCUCUAGCAAUUCAAGAAAUCCGAGGAUGAGAUCUUGAUCGUGUAUUUUAUAGUAGAAAAAACUACUCAGGUGUAAUAAUGUAAGUUUUGUAAUUAAUGUAUACUGAUUUUUUUGGCGAUUAUGAGAAAUCUACCAUUUUUGGUAUUAA